AGAGAGAAAGUGAUAAAAAACGAAGAAAAUAACCUCUUUUUCAGGGAAGAAAGGGCUUGUUUGGUUCUUCAGAAUCGAUCCCCCCCUCUAUUAUUUUAUUUAAAAUUCUUUUGGUUCGUCUUUCUUAAUCAACUUUGCGUGAUGAAGGGAACGAGAGAAAAUGAAAGAAAAUAAAGGAAAACAAAAACAAACGCGAGAAAAUUGAGGGAAAAAUCAGCAAUUUGGGAUUUGAAUUUUGAGUUCUACUGUGGUGUUUGAGGGUUGUGAAGGAACGAUGGAUUUGGAUAACAUCGAGUGCAUCUCGUCUUCCGAUGGCAUGGAAGAUGAAGAGAUCCACCACCAUCAUCAUCCUCAUAAUCAUCAUCAUCAUCCUCAUCAGUUCUCGGCGAAACUUCACAACAAUAUUGUAGUCCCCUCUGGAAUUGCUCCUCCCACAAGCGUCCACGAACUGCUAGAAUGUCCUGUUUGCACUAAUUCUAUGUAUCCACCAAUCCAUCAGUGUCACAAUGGACAUACACUUUGCUCUACCUGUAAAACAAGGGUGCACAAUCGGUGCCCCACUUGUAGACAGGAGCUUGGAGAUAUUAGGUGCCUAGCACUGGAGAAAGUGGCAGAGUCGCUUGAACUGCCAUGCAAGUAUUUUUCACUGGGAUGCCCGGAGAUAUCUCCAUAUUAUAGCAAACUGAAGCACGAGGCAAUGUGCAACUUCAGACCGUACAAUUGUCCAUAUGCUGGAUCCGAGUGCUUUGUUACUGGAGAUAUUUCUUUUCUGGUUUCCCAUCUCCGAGACGAUCACAAGGUGGACAUGCACACAGGAUGUACAUUCAACCAUCGCUAUGUAAAGUCUAAUCCACGUGAAGUUGAAAAUGCCACCUGGAUGUUAACAGUUUUCCAUUGUUUUGGUCAAUAUUUCUGCCUUCAUUUUGAAGCCUUCCAGCUUGGAAUGGCUCCCGUAUACAUGGCGUUCCUCCGUUUUAUGGGCGACGAGACUGAGGCUCGCAAUUACAGUUACAGCCUGGAGGUUGGGGCAAAUGGCAGAAAGCUCAUAUGGGAGGGCACCCCAAGAAGCAUCCGGGAUAGCCAUCGGAAGGUCAGGGAUAGCCACGAUGGUCUUAUUAUCCAACGAAACAUGGCACUUUUCUUCUCUGGUGGAGACAGGAAAGAGUUGAAGCUGAGAGUUACAGGGAGGAUAUGGAAGGAACAACAGAAUCCAGAUGGUGGGGUUUGUAUACCGAACCUCUGUAGCUGAGCCAAGUAAUUUUGAAGCCAUUUUUAUGAUUGUGUGUUUUACUAGUCAGUGCCGCGUACCCAUGUCAAUCUUGUAUGGUGUGUUAUAGUCUCAAGAAGACUUGAAAGUAUGUUGGUGUUGGAGGUUUUUGUAGCUGUUAUAAAUUAUUUAAUAAACAGCUCAUUCUCCUUUCUCUUG
This is a messenger RNA of Cornus florida, 1426 nucleotides long. Its product is annotated as E3 ubiquitin-protein ligase SINAT5-like. Gene Ontology annotation, cellular component: cytoplasm. The record is from RefSeq and is a predicted model, not a curated record. The transcript is spliced from 3 exons. Gene Ontology annotation, molecular function: protein binding; ubiquitin protein ligase activity; zinc ion binding. The coding region runs from base 275 to 1249 and encodes 324 amino acids. Gene Ontology annotation, biological process: multicellular organism development; ubiquitin-dependent protein catabolic process. Lineage: Eukaryota; Viridiplantae; Streptophyta; Magnoliopsida; Cornales; Cornaceae.